This is a messenger RNA of Eubalaena glacialis (North Atlantic right whale), 6018 nucleotides long. It is a transcript of the gene ZDHHC3, whose product is annotated as zinc finger DHHC-type palmitoyltransferase 3. The record is from RefSeq and is a predicted model, not a curated record. Gene Ontology annotation, biological process: peptidyl-L-cysteine S-palmitoylation; protein targeting to membrane. Gene Ontology annotation, molecular function: protein-cysteine S-palmitoyltransferase activity. Bases 370 to 1464 code for a protein of 364 amino acids. The transcript is spliced from 9 exons. Lineage: Eukaryota; Metazoa; Chordata; Mammalia; Artiodactyla; Balaenidae. Gene Ontology annotation, cellular component: Golgi apparatus; endoplasmic reticulum.
CGCGGCGGCCGCUCCAGCAGCCGCCGCCGCCACCACCGCCACCACCGCCGGGAGCUCGAUGGGCUUCUCUUCCGCGCCGCCCUGUGUCUGGCCGAGUCCAGGGAGCCGCGGCGCCUCGUACCGGGGAGCCAUCGCUGCAGCCCGAGGCCGGAUCGCGGGUCGGGGGCUGCAGGGAGAGCGACGGCGGCGGCGGCAGCCGAGCCCCACCGGGGGCCUGGGACUGGGGAACUGCCUCCGGCUUCACGGUGAACCUACAGGGAAGACAUCCUGCAAUGUUGAACUUUGCCCUCCAGGGAAACUAGGCGAGGUGAAACUGGAAGUGUUUCCUCCCUAACGAAAGCACAGAUGCCAGUAUGGACAGAAUAGCUUAUGAUGCUUAUCCCCGCCCACCACUUCCGAGACAUUGAGCGGAAGCCAGAAUACCUCCAGCCGGAGAAGUGCGUCCCACCUCCCCACCCUAGUCCUGUGGGAACCAUGUGGUUUAUCCGCGAUGGCUGUGGCAUCGCCUGUGCCGUUGUCACCUGGUUUCUGGUCCUCUAUGCGGAGUUUGUGGUCCUCUUUGUCAUGCUGAUUCCAUCCCGAGACUACGUGUACAGCAUCAUCAAUGGAAUUAUGUUCAACCUGCUGGCCUUCUUGGCCCUGGCUUCCCACUGCCGGGCCAUGUUGACGGACCCCGGGGCAGUGCCCAAAGGAAAUGCCACUAAAGAAUUCAUCGAGAGUUUACAGCUGAAGCCUGGGCAGGUGGUGUACAAGUGUCCCAAAUGCUGCAGCAUCAAGCCUGACCGAGCCCACCACUGCAGUGUUUGUAAGCGGUGCAUUCGGAAGAUGGACCACCACUGUCCCUGGGUCAAUAACUGUGUUGGCGAGAACAACCAGAAGUACUUCGUCCUGUUUACAAUGUACAUAGCUCUCAUUUCCUUGCACGCCCUCAUCAUGGUGGGAUUCCACUUCCUGCACUGCUUUGAAGAAGAUUGGACAAAUCUCCUGCAAGCCUAUGGACCUAUCAGGGAAGAAACAGCAGAGGCCCGAAUAUCUCUUCAUGAAAAAAAGCAGCCCCUUAAAGUCAGUUCCACAGAGUGCAGCUCCUUCUCGCCACCCACCACAGUGAUCCUCCUCAUCCUCCUGUGCUUCGAGGGGCUGCUCUUCCUCAUUUUCACAUCAGUCAUGUUUGGGACCCAGGUGCACUCCAUCUGCACGGAUGAGACGGGCAUUGAGCGCCUCAAGCGAAAGCACCAGCCCAGGGAACGCACAGGCAGCUGGAAGUCAGUCAAAGAGACCUUUGGUGGGGACUUUUCCCUGAACUGGUUCAACCCCUUCUCCGGACUGCGUCAUCCAAAGCCUCUCAGUGACAGUGACUGGGUGCGACAGGUGGCAUCGCUGUCAGACACUGAGAACACAGAAACAACAGAGGAGCAGUCAGAGCAGAGGAAGGACGAGGACUCUGUGGAGGUGACAGAUGAAUGAUGCUGUGGGGAGAGGGCCAGGCGCCAAGCAGUCGCAUCACCCUAUAUGCCAGCGGCGUGGCCACAGGGCUCCUGGGCACCACUCGCUCCCCUGCACCCACUGCUCCCUUCACACCACCCCCUUGGCCUUGCCGUCCUCUGACCCCUCCUCCCUCUCCCCACGUUGGACCAGGUCGGAGAUGGGGGUGGACUAGGGGUGACAGAGGAAGACGAGAAACUUGCUCUGAGCUCAUCUGCCCAUGAGGGAUUGUCGGGAACCAUUCUCCGAGGCUGGGCGCCCUUCACAGCCUGUGCAGCCUCACCCAGCAAAGGAAGCUCUGAAUAGGGCAGCCUGGGGGCAGAAAAGAACUGGCCUCUGUCCUUUCGUGGGAUGUCUGUCUUCUCUUGAGAAGGUUGGGGCCCAGGCUCCUGGCUUUUGAGAACUAAGGCCGUGCGGUUGUGAUGGAAGAACAGAGCAGGGCUGGCCUUGGGAACCUGGGGUGGGACACUGGCAUCAGGAGAGAUGGACCUGGAAAGGCUGAAAGGAUCCUGGUCACUCCCCCGAAAGGGCUUCCCCCUGGUGCCUGCCUAAACUAGAAGAAAGGCAUGGCGGCCUCAGCUACCUUCAGGGCUCAGGCUUGGUUUGAGACAGGACUCCAACAGCAGGCUAUACACACACACACGGGACAUGCCCAGGUUGGAAGCAAGCCUGAGUUAUGACAGUAGCACUCAAACUUAGCUCCCGUUCCAUAGAUAGUAGAAUCCCUGAGUCAGCUCGGAGGUGUCCUGCCUUGUGGCUAAAAAUCGGUCCAUUCCCACUGGAGGGUCGGGAGGAAGAACCUAUUUAGAGCUACCGGAACUCUGACCUCCCCCAUGAGAACUGCAUUUAACUGUCCGUCCUGGAGAGAGUCUAACCACCCACAUGGGCAGAACUGACCAGAAAUCUGGCCUGAAUGUUUUAGGCCAGUUCUCCCAAGACAGUGCCCAUCAUGUCUCUCUGAAAGGAUGGGUGGUGGCCAGGGCCUGCAGAUUGAAACAGCCCCCCACCACACACACACACACACACACACACACACCCCUAUGGGGCCACCAGCACUGGUGAGAUGAGGUGGUGGGCAAGGCAGACUUGGGGCACCCCUUGGGAUGUCUUCUUUACCCCAAAGGUCAGGAAGGGGCACCCUUGUUUAACACCCUUCUUUUCCUGGGUCUGGUCCAAGUCAGGACCCCUCUGGCUGGCCUGCCCCCUCUGCACCCCGAGGUGGAGGCCCACAGGGUCACAAAGGCAGCUUUAUUCCUGGGGAUGGGGGAGUGAAUGGGAGGUACAGAGGGAUGGAUCUUACCUCCUUGGCCAUGAGAGAGAGGGACUGAAGCAACAGGAUCAGCAAAUUCACAGACCACAUCUAGGGCCACAUCCAAGAUGGUUCCCAAGGGAAGGCCUUCCUGAAAAGGGGACCUGGGGUCCAGCAGCAUGUCCGGGGAGCACAGGGCUGGCUGUCCUCACCGCGCGUGAGCUGGGAGUGCUCAGCAGGGCAAGGGCCUGGGAUGGGCCUGCCUAGUAUGAGGGGGAGGGCUGCUCUCCGAUCACUCCCAACGCUGCCUGGAGGGGGGGGAUGUUUCAGGUGUUAGAGUGAGAGUGACAUGUCUGGAUGGGACCAGGUGAGGAGGCUGUGGCUUCCUUGCAGAAGGUUCGGGGCUGUAUGGAGGGAGCAGGUAUGCAGGCUCCCUCACCAGGAGAGGUGGGGCCGUUUACCAUCUUCCUCCCUCCCUCGCUCACCCCCCCACCCCCGCAUUGGCCCCCUUGAAGGUUCCUGAUUUUAACUUACCAACACCAUCAGUCAUCAAGUAGGAGGGACCACUGGGUCAUCUGCCACCACCAAGGGGCUGGGGCUCCUUCCACGUGGAAGACUGGACAUGCCUACUACACUACAGGUGCCUCGAAGGCUCACCAACCGUGGGGAAGCGUAGCGGCUGUGAAGUUGGGUUUUAGGUGCCAUAGUUUCAAGUUGCCUGAAGUUGUCGAAAGUCAAAGGUGAACAGACAGCACCUGGCCCUCAGUCCUGCUUCUGGUUUGGCGGGCAGGCCCAGGCCCAGGCCCGGUGUGUGCAGAGAUCCGAGGGAAAGGCCUCGUCCACCCGCUCUUCCUCAGGUAGGCCCCCCUCAGGGAAGGAAGAGGGAUGGGAUUUCAGGCAGACAAUAGCGAGGAGAGAAUGUAUUUCCAGCAGGCCCAGCCCAGUUCUGGCAGAAGACUCUACCUGGCUGGUGCUUCCAGGGCUGAUGCACUCUGAGGCUGAAGAGGUGGUCCCUCCUCACCGGGCAAGUGGGCGGCAGCUUCUGAUAGCCUGUGUCUCCACAGAGGGACUCUGUGGCUGUGGACGCCUUUGGUUCUGACUGCAGAUAGUGGUGGCCCUGCUCUUUGAGGCCAUGACUCAAGGCAGGGAGGUGAGGUUCUGUGGCCCAGGCUGGGCGUUUCUAGCUGUCAACAGGCUACCCUGUGAUUCCACAUGACCUGGCCUAGCGGGUCCUGCUGCCUGUGGUUUGUGUUGGCCUUUGAACGCUAACUUUCACCUAGCUGGCUCUUGAGUCUGCCCUCAUAUGAGUAAUCAAAUCUAAUCAUCUGAAAUCUAAUGAGUAAUAAAAUCUAAUUAUCCGAAAGCUAAUCCCAAAGCAGGAAAUGCUGAAACGCUCAGCCAAGGCUUAGAGCCAGUCAGAGCUGCUGCCUCUUUCCAAGGCAUCAGGCAAAGGCUAGUUGUGAUGAGAACAGUCUUCUCAGCAUGAAGCUCUUUCACGUGAUUGGAACUAAACUUGAUAAAUUUCUCAAGUCCAGCUAUUGUUGGGAUGCCUUUUAUUUGGAAUCUAAUGGUCUCACCUGGCUUCACUGUCCUGGAAAAUUCAGACACACAGACAUGCAUUCAGCUGAGGAUGCUGCAGGAGAGGGGAGGUAAGUUGUGUGAGAAACCAGGAGUCCCAACCUCAGCUCAGCCUCUUUGAAGGGCCCUGGCCAUUCCUGGACACAGCACAGUGGGCAUCCAUGCUGGGUGCUGUGAGAAGCACCUAGGGAGCUUUUGAUGAAUACUGAUGAUUAAACCCAUGCUGGAGAGUCAGAUGCAGCCUGUCAGGGUUGGAACAUGGCACCAGGGCGGGGCAGGGGUGCCAGUAGCAUCUCAGCUGUUGGCAGCACUGUUUAUAAACUGACAAGCUAAAGACAAGUUUAACCUCUGACUUGCUGUGUCUGAUCCACACAGUGAUUUUUACAACUUGAAUUAAUUGCCGCAUUUUAAGACCCAGGAGCUUUACACUGUAGAAGAACACACAUGCUCCUCUAGCUUAUUCUGAAAGGUCAGAAGAUCCGGAAGUGCAGGGCCCACGUUCCUACACAGUCUCAGUUAGAUGAGGUGAGUGGCAGCACCCACUCCUGUUUACCACCUGUUUCCUGUUUGUCCACAACACCCCACUGUCCCCAUUGUUACCGCCAACUGGUCUGGCCAGUUUGAGUCUGUGCCCCCUGGGUCUAUAGGCUUCCUCUUCACUCACCAUCACCCUGGGGGAAGACAAAGGGCCAGGAACAAGCAUGACCUCUGGAGCCAGACAGACCUGGGUCCUCUUAGGCACUCAGGCCAUUCUCUAUCCAUUUUCCUCUUGCUGUUUGGCCCAUUUGACUUUCACAGCUGUGCCAUGCGGUGAACAGGUAUUAUUAUCCUCAUUUUAUAGAUGAGGAAACUGAGGUUCAGUUUCUGAGGCUUGCUGAAGGCCAGUCCCCUGGCUAGUUAGAAUAAACUGGCCCCGGUAUGGCACUCACCAGAUCUGGGACACAGCUCUGAUGCUUUAGAUGACUAUGCCGCCUCUUUGGGCCUCAGUAUUCUCCGAUGUAAAGCAAGGUGAUUAAACCAGCUUCCAGGGGCUCUUCCAGCUCUGACAUUUCACAAACCCUCCUAGGAAUCCUGCCCGUGUUUACAGAUGUUCUUGCUCCAUGGGUAUUAGCAAACAGUUGUUUCAUAUGAAAUCCAAGAGGAACAUCUGUUUUAUGGUGGAUCACAGAAAAGGAAUCAUCUAGCCUCUCACUACUAAAAUGUACUCUGGGGGCCACACUACUGGCAACAGUGGCAUCACCUGGGAGCCCUGUUAGAGACACAGAUUCUGAGCCUCCAACCCCACCUGCUGAAUCAGAAUACACAUUUUAACAAUAUUCCCCCAGUUAAUUUGUCUGUAUCUUAAGGUCUAAGGAAAACAGUAGUUUACUGGUUUUUCCUUGGAAUAUUCAGACACCCUAUAAGAAAUAGACCAUCAGAAACCUUCGUUCAGGAACAAAGCAUUAGAGUUUGGUCAAGUCCCUUGCUAGAUCUAUCAGCGUAUCAAAAUCAAUAGUUUCCAUAUAGUCCAGCAAGCAAGUACAAAAUAUAAUGAAAAAUAUUUCAUUCACAAAAGCUAUAAAUACAUCUUGGAUGUAAUCCAACUAGGAAUGUGCAAAUUGUGUAUGAACAAUAAAACUUUUCUAAAUGUAACAAAGAAGACCUGAAUAAAUGGAACAAUGUCCCACAUGCCUAGAUGGGAAGAUUCAGUGUAGUCACUUGGCGUGAUU